UCUUAUAUAUGUAUGUGUAAGCUCAAUAAUUUUCUUACAGAAACCCAAAAACAUGGCGCCUCCAAAAGAGAAGAAACAAAAGCUUAGCACAUCUGAAACCAUAAGUCCCUCUCUCUCAAAGAUGAAGAAGAAGAAGAACAAGAGGAAGAAGAGGGUGAGCAAAUCACUAAUAACCUCAAGUCCCUCUCACUCAGAGAAGGAUUUGGUAACCCUAAGUCCCCCUCCAAUCUCAAAGGUUAAUGGGGAGAAAGCAAUGAAGAAGCAAAACGAUGUGGCUAUGUUUCUUACGGAGAAAGUUAUCUCUGCCGUAGCUAAAAACUCAAACUUCGUCUUCUCUCCUGCAUCCAUCAACGCCGCUCUAACCAUGGUCGCUGCUAGCUCCAAAGAGGAAAAACUAACAUCGUCCAUCUUAUCCUUCCUUAGGUCCUAUUCAAUGGAUGAGCUCAAAGCUGUUUUCAGCGAGAUCGCUACCAUGGUCCUCGCCGACGGAAGCGCAAGCGGUGGCCCUAAAAUCUCGAACGUUAAUGGAGUGUGGAUGGAGCAGUCGCUGGGCGUUGAUCCCUCGUCGAAGGAUCUCUUUGAGAAUUUCUUCAAGGCUACUUGCGCUCUUGUUGAUUUCCGAUUCAAGGCUGAAGAAGUGCGCGAGGAGGUGAAUGCUUGGGCUUCAAGUCACACCAAUGGUCUCAUCAAAGUUAUUCUUCCUCCUGGAUCCGUUACAAGCGACACCGACUCUAUUUUUGGAAACGCACUCUACUUCAAAGGAACCUGGGAACAAAAAUUCACAAAGUCUUUGACAAGACACUUUGACUUUCACCUUCUCAAUGACAAAUCAGUCUCUGUGCCUUUCAUGACGAACCAUAAGAAGCAAUACGUUGAGCAGUACAGCGAUUUCAAGGUCCUUAAGCUGCCAUUUCGGCAAUCCGGUGACACGAAUCGCCAAUACUCAAUGUAUUUCUAUCUACCGGACGCCAAGGAUGGAUUGAAUAGUCUGGUCAAGAGGGUGGCAUCAUCAUCAUCUACUCUUGGAUUCUUGGAUAGUCACACUCCAAUAAAACAAGUUGAAGUUGGUGUGUUCAGAAUCCCAAAGUUUAAGAUAGAUUUUGGGUUUGAAGCUAAAAAGGCUUUCAAUGGAUUGAAUCUGGAUUUGCUUUCACUGAACCAUAAAGCUUUGGUUGAGAUCGAUGAAGAUGGUGCAGAGGCUGCGGCUGUUACUGUUAUAAGACGCUAUGGUGGUAGAGGCUUCAGGUGUGGUAAGAGGAUAGAUUUUGUGGCUGAUCAUCCAUUUCUUUUUAUGAUUAGAGAAGACAAAACUGGAACUGUUUUGUUCGUUGGUCAGAUCUUUGAUCCUUCUAAAUCUGCUUCUCCUUAGGACCGACAAGAUUAUGAUUUUUUUUUUCCAUUUGGGGCACUUGAUCGCCAGUAACAUUCUUUUGAUCUUUUCCUGUUUGACCCCUUUGAGAAAAAGAAGAAUUCAUAAUUCA
Messenger RNA from Brassica rapa (field mustard), 1481 nucleotides. RefSeq names its product probable non-inhibitory serpin-Z5. The record is from RefSeq and is a predicted model, not a curated record. Gene Ontology annotation, molecular function: serine-type endopeptidase inhibitor activity. NCBI's taxonomy places the organism in Eukaryota, Viridiplantae, Streptophyta, Magnoliopsida, Brassicales, Brassicaceae.